AUGGAGGGCGUUGAGGCCCAGGAUCCCUUUCUUUGGGACGUCGACACCGUGGCCCGUAAACUUUCCACUCCUGGCUGGCCAUGGGGGCGUGAUCCGUCGACUCUGGUUGCCCAUGUUCAAGAGGAAGAGCUUGACGGGAAAACCUUGUUGACCUACGAUCAUAUCUUCUCGCGCAAGGAAUUGAUGGAAUGUUUGGGCAUCAAACCUGCCCGCCACAAGGCUGCCCUUGCAGAGGCCAUCGUUGGCUUUCGGUCUAGGAGCCGCGCAUAUCAGCAAUGGCUUCAGCUCUACUCUCGGCAGGAAUCCGGAUACGUGGAUGAUGAACCCAAGGAACCAGCGCAGGGGAUGGUUGGGCUCAACUCCAUCCUAGCUUUGCCAAACGGAGACCACCAGGUUUCGCCUUCUGGAUCAUUCUCGGUCGGGAUUAACGGAGAGCAAGCUCCAAAGGCCUUCGCGCAGGCCGACACUGCCUCUCGGCUUGAUACGUUUGAGAACUCAGCACAAAAAGGCCCGUCGAACGAGGCGCAGCCAUCACCACAGUUGGAUGGCCAACUUGUCGCCAGGGCGCACAUUGAUCCUCCUGCGACUGUCGAAACUACCGCCUCGACACGAGAGAAUGCCGAUGAUGAUAGGUCCGUCAAGCGUCGUCGAAUUGUCCCUACUCUUCUCGACAGCAAGCCACACAACAUUGCUCCCUCUUUCCUCCCCUCCGCAGCGGACGUCCUCGAUUACUCUGUGAAACCUGAUUCCGACUCUAAGUCUGAAUCCGAAUUUGCGCUGGAGCAAGCCGGUGCCCACAGAUUCCCCUGGGAAAGGGCUCCCUCAUAUGCUUAUCUCGGAAAGGGCAGGAUCUCAACCGCCGACAUCAAGGAUUCCACGGUCCCUCUUAGCUCCAACCUUUUGGAGUUUGAGGACGGUGCAUUCGCGACUACUACGGCAACUAAGCCUCCGCCUGGCUUGAGAAAUGUGGUCUCUCGUGUUCUCAGACAUGUCAUGGUGAGCAACAGUCGUGAGCCCGCCCUCUUGUCAAGGUCGUCUAGUCCGGAAUCCCAGGGAUCCAACCACUCCGACCCUGUUCUUCAUUGGUCAGACAUGGACGAAGAUUUCGAUGAAGAAACUUGGAACGAGAUAGAGGCGGAAGCGCUCGAGAAUGAACAGGCAGAAAAUAGUCAAUCACUUCCCACCCUCAUCUCGAACGAGCGAGUCAGGGAGAUCUUGGAUGAGGCCAUCCAGUCCAUGGAGGCUACCUGGCGGGAGGCCAAGCUACCCAAACAUGAACGAACAGCCUACCGCUUGUGGAUCAACGCUCGACGCAUGGGGACAAAGAAUCAUCAGGUUCGCCAUGCUCACAUCCAGGCCAAACACUCCAACGACAAGAUAGAAGAGUUUUGUACAGAGAUUGUGAAGGAGCAGUGGAAGAAGGAGGCUCGGAUCCGAGACCAAGCGGUGAUUCUCCAACAAACUAUCGAAAACAAGGCAUACCACGUAUGGUUGAUGGGUGUGCUGGAGUCUUCUCGUCCACCUCCCAAGCCAAGCAGAGUUCCCAGACCGAGACAGGUGGCUGUGCAACAAACAGAAGUUCCAUUGGGCGAAGAGAUUCUUACCAGCUCUGACGAGGAUGAUUUUAUAGUCCCCGAUGAAGAGCUGAAACCAGAAGACCAUCCGAUGGGCAUGGAAGAGGAGGCUGUGCCAGCUGGACCAGGUUCGCGGCCUGAAUCUCUGAAAGCAGAGUCACCAGUGACCCCAGACUACAUGGACCUUACACAAGACCUUUCUGCCGCAGCUACGCCCGGAGGCCAUGCCUUUGGCGAGGCCGAUGUCAUUGACCUGACCAUUCUUUCUGAGUCGGAAGUGAGUCGCCCGCCGAGUCCUCAAAAGAACACACAGGUUCCCCCUACUCCUCCUCCUCCGUCGCCGCCGCCGCCACCCCUGCCAAAGGAAACAGUGCUUCCCAGCAGUGUGAUUAAUGUUCCCCCACCUAUUGAGACACUUGGGAACAUUCAAACCAUUGGCGGUGUUUCACCCAAGAGAUGGGUCAAGAAGAGCGAUCGCUGGAGGCUGUUGAUCUGUCUGAUCUGGAGACUUGAUCACUCUCGCCGAAGAGGCAUCCUUGACCGCAUUCAGUCGACGCAGCCCGAUGUCAUUUGGACGGAGCACUUUGAGUCUUACAUGGCCGAUCCGGUGAGGAGCAAGGACGAGCUGACCCCUGAAAACAGCAAGACUGUUUCAUUUGACUUUGUCCGGCUCUUCCACUGCUUCUUCCAGUGUCAGAACGUGGCGGAGGAUUCAGUAAUCAAAUUUAAGCGCAAGAAACUGAACAAGCGGCUUCGGAAGACACGCGGAGUAUGGUUCAAUCCCUUCUGCAAGUUCAUUGAGAUGGUCCUCCCCGAGUUCCCUCAGGACAGCCAAAUUUACAGAAAUGACGACCUCGAUGCUCUUGACGCCGAAGAACUGGAUGAUGAUCUGGGAGACGACCUGGACAACGACGAGGAUGUCGAAUCGAUGGCGAACCGAAAGGCGCGGAAGAAUCGCCCAGAGAUCAUUCGAGACAGGGCGGCAGUGGACCUCAGAGAGCGAGAACACCAAAGACUCGAAGAACAAGAGGCUCGCAGGAACAAGCUGCGAAUGGACCUCAAAAUACACGGCGUAGCUUCAGACGACAAAGCUCGCAUCAUCAUCAACGAAAGUAAAGAAGAGGACCAAAGCCUCAUCUACAUCAAUGAAGCGAUUGGCCCUCGCAUCAAGGAACACCAAAUCGAUGGUGUCCGCUUCCUAUGGAACCAGAUCGUACGCGAUCCAGAGACACGGCAAGGGUGUCUGUUGGCUCACACAAUGGGACUGGGAAAGACGAUGCAAGUCAUCACCUUUCUUGUUGCGCUGGCCGACUCGUCCAAGUCUAAAGAUCCAUCUGUGGUCGCCCAGAUACCCGAAGACCUGAGAAAGGGGUGGACUUUGGUCCUUUGUCCACCCUCCCUGGUAGACAACUGGAUAGACGAGUUUCUCAUUUGGGCCCCGAAAGGCCUGUUGGGAAAGCUGCGCAAGCUCACGGCGACUCUGAAAGGAGAUGACAGAUCUGACACAGUUGAAGCGUGGGCUUCAGAAGGGGGCGUGCUUGUGAUCGGUUACAACAUGUUCAAAAUCCUUCUCGAAAUCCCCGGAGUAUCAGAACUCUUGGUUGAGAAGCCUAGUAUCGUCAUCACGGACGAGGCACAUGCCUUGAAAAACCCAGAGACCAAGACUCACAUGGCGUGCUCUCGCUUCAACACCAAUGCCCGCAUUGCCCUUACAGGCACGCCCCUACACAACAGCGUGCUCGAGUACUAUGCCAUGAUCAACUGGGUUGCACCGAACUUCUUGGGCCCGUUGGCAGAGUUCAAGAUCAUCUACUCCUUGCCAGUUGAACAGGGAUUCGAUUUUGACAGUGGCCCAAUUGAGAAGAGAAGAGCUUUGACGAAACUAGCUGCUCUCAAGAAGCUGGUCGCACCCAAGGUUCAUCGCCGCACGACAGCCGCGCUCAAAGAUGGCCUGCCGCCCAAAUACGAGUUUGUUAUCUACGUCCCACCCGGGGACGUCCAGAAAAAGCUCUACGUUCUCUACCAGGAAGGCAUCAAGGGCCAACUGGGAGACGCGAAGGCCAGCGUUCUCUCCGCCAUGAACAAUCUCAGUUUGAUUUGUCGACACCCCAGAUGUUUCCAAGAAAAAAUAACGAGAGUCCGUGAGGGAGACAGGCAGAGAGAGGGGGGAAUACCCACCAAACACUCAGAGGAUGUGGCAUUCCCCAGGCAGAUCAUUCCACAGGCUUUGCAGGUGCUCAAUGUUCCGGAUAUUAACGACAUCUCCCUUUCGCGGAAAACAGAACUGCUGACAGUCAUUCUCGACGAGGCACGCAAGGUUGGAGACAAAGUACUCGUGUUCAGUCAGUCUCUGGAUUCGCUUAACUACCUGGAGGCCAUGUGCAAGAUGCAGCUCAGGACCAUUAGUCGCCUCGAUGGAAGCACGGCCGUCGAAUCCCGUCAAGAGGAGAUCAAGAGAUUUAACGAAGGCAGCAAGGAGGUAUAUUUGAUAUCGACAACUGCUGGAGGCGUUGGUCUCAACAUCCACGGAGCCAAUAGAGUCGUCAUCUUCGACAUCAAAUGGAACCCAACCGUCGAGCAGCAGGGGAUAGGACGUGCUUAUCGCCUCGGCCAAAAGAAGCCCGUUUUCGUGUACUGGCUCACGACAGCGGGAACUUUUGAGCAGAUCAUCCACAACCAGCACGUUUUCAAACAGCAGUUGGCAGCUCGUGUUGUGGACAAGAAGAAUCCGAUUAGCUGGUCAAAACGCAAGGGCUCUGUCUUGGCGCCCCUGAAUGAAAACAUGAAGCCAGCUGAUCUAAGCCCUUCGCUUGGGAAAGAUGUUAUCUUGGACAAGCUUAUCAAUUACCGAAAGAAUGGCAAGGCCAUCCUCUCCAUUGUCGAGACAGUCUUAUUCGAGAGGGAAGACGUGGAUACGACACUGACGGCCGAGGAGCAAAAGAGGGCGGAUGAAUUGGUCGAGAUGAACAACCUUCGCUCCACCGACCCUGAGAGAUAUGAGCAAGUCAAGCUGCAGAUUGAUCGGGGAGACCUCAACCAGCAGGUAUCAGCGAUGGCUGCUGCGUCAAUGGUAAACCAGAGGCCAGUUCAUCGAUCCUUUGAUGGAGCAUCGGAUCUUCCAGACGAGGGGAACGGACCCAUCCACAUGGCAGCAGGUCUCUAUGGUUGGACUCUUGACGGAGCCAACGAAUCAGCCGUGGGGGGAAACACAACAGUUGUCCGGCCACCAACACCGCCUCCUCCUCAUGUCCAAGGGCCAAUCCCUAUGCCUAUGCCCGGGGCGAAUACCUUCUUCGGAGAGCACCCGCCACAAGUUCCCGUCGCGGAGAAUCAGCGACCAGCGCCACCGCAACCGUUUGUCACGACUCCCACGGCACCUCCAACUCCUGUGGUGGCUCCAACUCCUAUGGCAGCUCCAACACCAACGGCGACACCAAAGGAGCCCCUUCAAUCAUCUCCUCGCCCGGCACCUCAUAGCAGCAUCUUCAAGGGAGGUGGUCUAUUCAACGUGUCAGAAAUCCCAGCCAAGGUGGAAUUCGAGAAGCAGCUACAGGAUACAGUCCGAAAGCUGCAACAGCGCAAUGUGCCCCGGAUGGGAGGAGACGCAGCGCAGAUAGCCAGUGCCCUGACGGACAGGGUGAACACGAUUCGGAAGGAAGGCAAGUUUGGAUUCUUGCCCGAUACCCAACGUUGGAAGUUCCUUGUCGGGCUGUUGUCACACGAUAAGUUCGGAAUUGCCAUCGUUGCGGGUUAUCUAAGCGCAGACUACGUGGCUCUGGCCGAAGAGCACGAACUGGAGAGCCGGAUGCAGACCAUCAACGCGCUUGAGGAAAUGGAUAUCUCCGCCCAGGCGGACAGGAGAUUCAACUCACCGGACCCAAAUAACCUACAGAACAUUCGCCGGCAUAGCUUACAACGGAGCGAGACUCGACCACUGGUCAGGGAUGAUAUGAAAGUAAUGCGGGAAGCAAUGGACAAUAGAAAAAACAGGGCGUCCCGUCUGCCGCAGUGGGCUAAUCAAGCACUGGAGGAAGAGCAGAACCGUGGAUCCCCAAGACCAGAACCAUUAGAGCGACGGACCGUGUCUAGGAAUGGAACACCUCGCGGGGGGCAGGUCGACCCGUGGCGGGGAGCAUAA
This is a messenger RNA of Fusarium falciforme, 5712 nucleotides long. RefSeq lists its product as hypothetical. The transcript has 3 exons. Gene Ontology annotation, molecular function: ATP-dependent chromatin remodeler activity; ATP hydrolysis activity; ATP binding. The record is from RefSeq and is a predicted model, not a curated record. Lineage: Eukaryota; Fungi; Ascomycota; Sordariomycetes; Hypocreales; Nectriaceae. Gene Ontology annotation, cellular component: nucleus. The coding region runs from base 1 to 5712 and encodes 1903 amino acids.